Messenger RNA from Aedes albopictus (Asian tiger mosquito), 2070 nucleotides. Its product is annotated as protein phosphatase 1 regulatory subunit 21. Lineage: Eukaryota; Metazoa; Arthropoda; Insecta; Diptera; Culicidae. The transcript is spliced from 6 exons. Bases 410 to 1603 code for a protein of 397 amino acids. Gene Ontology annotation, cellular component: early endosome; membrane. The record is from RefSeq and is a predicted model, not a curated record.
AUUGCUCGGCUCGGAUUUUAGCCAGAAAAAAGUGUUGUCAUUUUCCACGGUCGAGAAAAAUAUCGUUUCUUGCGGAAAAACGGUGAAAUUUCAGUGCAAAAAUAUAAUUUCAUAGCUCACAAAACUGUGCAUGAAUCGGACGAAAUCAGCACAUUUCUAAGGAUCGUUCAGAGCGUGGGUAAAGCCAGGAACUCCUAGCGCAGCGGUGAAAUUUCUUCGCCUGGUAAUCCAAUAUGCGAAACAUCGGCCCCAAUCAGCACCAUCGCCAGUGUGACGACGACGGGCGGAAGUCGUCGUAAUCGGACAUUUCUGUGCAAUUUUGGUAUUCGGAAAAUUGGAGAAGUGAGGUCACCAGACAUCCACCGCGGGUGAAAAUUUUACAGGCUUUUUGAAGAAGCAGUCGACGGAGAUGGAACCGGAAAAUUCCACCAAGUACCAGAAACUGGCUGCCGAGUACUCAAAGUUACGAGCACAGGCCAGCGUCUUGAAGCGAGCCGUUCUGGAUGAACAGAGCAAAAGCGCCGCCCUUCGAGAAUCCCUCAAGGAAAGGGAAGCAAAUCUACGCAAAUCGGUCCAAGAGGUGGACAGCUUGGGCUUUCGGAACAAGCAACUAGAACGGACCGUGGCAUCCCUACAGCUGGACCUGGAAGAGCUCCGGAAAGCCAACACCAAGGGACACAAGUCCAAGAACUCGUCAAGCAUCAACGAUUCCAUAGCAGCACCGAUGACGACGGCGGACACACAAGUGAUACGAGAAGAUCUGGCGAAAAAGAUCGUGGAGAACUCGCAGCUGAUGAUGCAGAUGGAGGAUCGCAAUGCCGAAAUCAAACAGUGCCAAGUGCGGAUGGAGGGCCUGAACCGGGAACUGCAGCAACAAGCCGCCGUCGAGCAGAAGCUCCGAAAGGAAUUGGAAGCUCUGGCGCUGCGGAACACCGAACUGGAAGCGAAGAUUUCCGAGGCUGCUAGCACGAUCGGAAGCGAAGACGGACUGAGUGUGACAGCCGACAUGGAGAAUCACUACAAUAGCACUAGUAAUCACUUUAGUAGCACAUCGAAUCCAGCGGUGACGGCAGCGACGGAAGGCAGAACCAACAACCAGACGAGUUCCGGCGGUGGCGGCGGCGGCAACGGUGGCAACUGUGAUGAUAGAAUAGUAUUUCUCGAGAAGGAACUAAGUCACUGGCGGGCGCAGUACGAGCUGCUCAAAAUCGAAACCACUAGUCAGCGGGGGCCAUCGGUGGACAAUGCACCGGAGUUGGUGGAAAAGAACUCGGAAGACAAUCAGAUUCAGAGCGAGCAGCAAUCACGGGAGCAAAAGCUGACUGACUGUUUCACGAAGAGCAUAGGAGAGCUAUUUCAUGACAAGUGCAGGGCGGAAUCGAAACUGGCAUCGCAUUUACUAGAGUCUCAAAGACUGCAAUCUCAUCUGGAUAUUAUGAAGAAUCGAUUACAAGAAGGCGAAGACACCAUUCGCGACAAAGAACACCGAUACCACAUCAUCGAAGAUGAACUCGCCCGCACCCGCCUAAACUACGAAGAACAGAUAAGCGUCCUCACCGAACAGGUGGUAAGCCUAAGCGAGCAGCUGGCCAGCUGCAAAUAAGACUAGACUAGCUUCCCCGUCGAACUAGCCCGAACACUCAGCCACCCCAAAAAAAAGUAGUGGGUGACCCUCGUUUGUACGAAAAUUACUAUAACAGCUGCUACUACACCAGAGAAUACCAUUGAUUAAGUUGAUCUAAUCAAACAGUGGUUAGCUAUAACCCGUAAAGUCUUCAAGCGCGAAAUAAAAAGUCGAGUGGAAGAAUGAAUAUACCAAGCAUAGGUAACUAGUUGUUGAUUUGGAAACGAACUACGCAUUAGAGCAUUCCUACUAGCGCCGCCAGUGCAACCAAUCGCGCGUAACUGUUUAAUUAUAGAGUAUUAUAACGAUUUUUUUUCUCCGUGUUUCUUUUUCUAUGCUGUGUGAAUGUCAAAGAUCAAAUUACUAUAUCAAGAAAUUUGUGGAUGAAAUUAUUGAAUGACGAACAAUAGAAAUAAAUUGUGCAGAUUAUUGUGUUACUAAAAAAA